AUGCUCAAGCAGUGGGACGAAGCGACGCGAGCGCAGCGCAAGAGCUACUUGCAGGCGUUCGUGGCGCAGUACGGAGGCGCGACGUCGGGACCGGUCGACCUGGAGCACGCGCUCGGUACGACCACGACGCUCUACUUGUCACGAAUCCUCUCGUGGCUGCGUCUUGGCUGCACCGACGGCUUUGGCCUCACGCAGCACGUCCAAGCACUUCAGAUCUUCCUGCACGCCAACCACAGCCUUCUCCAAGACUUUAUCGAUAUGGACGGCGUGCGCAUCCUUCUCUAUGUGCUCACGUUUGCGAGUGACGUGGCGCUCGAGGCCGACUGCGUCCAAGUGAUCGCGCUCCUCCAGUACAUUGGCCGCGCGGGUCGUACGUACAAGGAGUACAUAAGCUCGUGCGACGCCGAGCGCAGUGUGAUCCAGAGCUGCAUCGCGCGAGGCCACGCAACGUGCGAGACGCCGGUGUGGCUCGCGUGCCGAAGUUUCUUGAUCGAGCAGAGCACGGGCAACCCGGCGUCGAUGGCGACCACGUACGCCGCGCUCGAGUUUCUCAUUGACCAGCCCACCGACAGCGUCAAGUGCCUCGGGUCUCAAAUUUUGCGCGAAUUGAUUUCAAAGAAAUCACCGUAUUUUGACGCGCGCUUUUGCAAGCUCCAGCUCGACCACUCGAUCGCUGUCUCGAUGGCACUCCUCCAUCACACCAACUACCGCGUCCAGUACGAAGCGCUCGAGCUCAUUCACAUCAUCCUCGAGAACCCGUCGCUGCAUGUGCCCCUCUGCACGGCCAUGCUCGACUGGUUUCGCCGCUGCGCCGUUGUCAAAGAGCACAAUGUACCCAACGAUGCAGAAGAGCUGGUCGAAGUCGAGUGCUUUGUGCACCUCAAGUCGCCGGUCAUGCGCCUCUGCCGCUGCUUUGACAGCAUCAUUUUCGAGUGCCCCCAAAUCGCUGAUAUUGCUAUCCGCCUGGGCGCGAUGGACAUCUUGGUCUACGUCAUCUUGGCCGCCAACGAAGGGUCGCUCAAGUGGCAUGCGGCGUGGUUCACGCUCCUCCUCAUGACGGCCCGCGCCACCGACGAGGACCCGUACGCGACGCUGGCAGCGAUAUGCGCUCGGGAGAGCGACGAGGUGCGGGCCGCGCUCAUCGAGAAGGCCGCCGACAUCAUGUCGCCGGCCGACGAGCACGAAUUUAGCGACUGCACGAGAGCGCUUCUGGGCGACGCACUGCACCGAAAGAAGAUUUGGCGCUACCUCCACCGCUUGGGCUGGCCGAUCCUGCGUCACGACGGCAACGACGAGGCCGGGACCCACGACGCGGAGCUCAAAGCCAUCGAGGUGCAGGUCGAGGAGGCGAUAGCGAAUGUCGCCAACGACCCCAUGUUUGACGACGACGUCCUCGACGCGACGCCGACGCUGCUGCACGAUGACCAUUUUUACGUGCAAAAGCUGCACGAGCACUUCCAGCACUAUCGUCUGCCGAAGCGCUUGAUCUAA
This is a messenger RNA of Saprolegnia diclina VS20, 1491 nucleotides long. RefSeq lists its product as hypothetical. The record is from RefSeq and is a predicted model, not a curated record. The transcript has 10 exons. Bases 1 to 1491 code for a protein of 496 amino acids. Lineage: Eukaryota; Oomycota; Saprolegniomycetes; Saprolegniales; Saprolegniaceae.